UCUCACCUCUUUCCUUCGUUUUUUCUUUUCAAAUUUCAGAGGAGAAUAAUAAUCCGCGAUAGACGACCCCUUUAUUCUCGUAACUCGCCGUUAUCAAACUCACCGAGUCGACUCGUCUUCCCGAUCAACCCGCCUAAUACCACCAUCUGAUCACUUCCUUAUUCAUGGAGAUCUCCUCCGCCGAAUCUCUAUCCAUCUCCGGCGCAGCCGCCUCUGAGCUCGCAUCAGAACCCUCAGCAUCUUCUCCCUCAUCCUCGUCGCCGAUUCAAGCGUCUCCCAACGCUUUCUCGACGACGUCGAGGUACGUUGACGACGACGACGACGACGAAGACGAGGGGGACGUCUGCAGGAUCUGCAGAAACCCAGGCGAUGCGGAUAAUCCGCUCCGGUAUCCGUGCGCUUGCAACGGGAGCAUCAAGUUCGUGCACCAGGAUUGCCUCCUUCAGUGGCUUAAUCAUAGCAACGCUCGUCAAUGCGAGGUUUGCAAGCAUCCUUUUUCGUUCUCCCCUGUGUACGCUGAAAACGCACCCACAAGGCUCCCUUUCCAGGAGUUUGUGGUUGGUAUCGGCAUGAAAGCUUGCCGUGUUUCGAAAUUCUUUCUGCGGUUGAGCUUCGUGCUAUCUGUCUGGCUUCUCACCAUUCCUUUCAUUACGUUCUGGAUAUGGAGACUUGCUUUUGUGAGGAGUUUUGGGGAAGCUCAGAGGUUGUUCUUGAGCCACAUCUCCACCACGGUGAUUCUCACCGAUUGUUUGCAUGGGUUCUUGCUGUCGGCGAGUAUUGUCUUCAUUUUCCUUGGUGCGACUUCGUUGAGGGAUUACUUUAGGCAUUUGCGAGAGUUGGGGGGACAGGAAGAGAGGGAAGAUGAAGGUGCUGCGAGAAGACCUGGUGGACAGGGUAAUAGGAAUCUUGCGGGAGAAGGGAAUGGUGAAGAUGUUGCUAGAAGGAAUCUUGAGAAUGUUCUGGCUCAGGUUGAACAAAUAGUUGACGGUUUGGAUGAUGCUGAUGGUGCAGAAGACGUUCCGUUUGACGAGCUGGUUGGAAUGCAGGGUCCCGUGUUUCAUUUGGUCGAGAAUGCCUUUACUGUUCUAGCAAGCAAUAUGAUAUUCCUUGGUGUUGUGAUCUUUGUGCCCUUCACAUUAGGACGGGUUAUAUUGUAUCAUGUCUCGUGGCUUUUUGCUGCUGCUAGAGGCCCUGCCCUGACUGCAUCAAUGCAUCUUAUAGAUGCAUCAUUGGAAAAUAUAACUCUGAAGAGUGCGUUGACUUCCGUCUCAAAUUUGACUAAUGAGGGCCAAGAAAAUGGACUACUUGAUCAGCUCUCAGAAGUGAUGAAAGUCAAUGGAAGUGAAUUGAAUGGGGCAAACAAUACACUAUCUGUCGCUUCUGAUUUCUUGAAAGGCUCUGUUGCUGGAUCGUCAAAGCUAUCUGAUGUUACAACUCUGACUGUCGGGUACAUGUUUAUAGUCUCUCUGGUGUUCCUUUACCUUGGGAUCAUCGCAUUGAUUCGUUAUGCCAAAGGUGAGCCACUGACUGUAGGGAGAUUUUAUGGUAUCGCCUCGAUAGUAGAAGCUGUACCAUCCCUCCUUAGACAGUUCCUGGCAGCUAUGAGGCAUCUGAUUACUAUGAUCAAAGUUGCAUUUCUUUUGGUCAUCGAGCUUGGAGUCUUCCCACUGAUGUGUGGGUGGUGGCUAGAUGUUUGCACUGUUAGGAUGUUUGGUAAAACAAUGUCCCACAGAGUACAGUUUUUAUCAAUCUCUCCACUGGCUAGCUCACUUGUUCAUUGGGUUGUUGGAAUCAUGUACAUGCUGCAAAUAAGUAUCUUCGUUAGCCUUCUUCGAGGGGUUCUUCGUCCUGGAGUUCUGUAUUUCCUUCGUGAUCCUGCAGAUCCUAACUAUAAUCCAUUUAGAGAUUUGAUUGAUGAUCCGGUACACAAACAUGCUCGGAGGAUUCUGUUAUCUGUUGCAGUGUAUGGAAGUUUGAUAGUCAUGCUCGUAUUUUUACCAGUCAUACUUACGAUCCGGAUGGCUCCUUCAAUCUUCCCGCUAGACAUAUCUGUAUCCGAUCCAUUCACUGAGAUUCCGGCCGACAUGCUCCUGUUCCAAAUAUGCAUACCUUUUAUAAUCGAGCACUUCAGACUUCGAACCACAAUUAAGUCCCUUCUACGUUACUGGUUCAUCGGCGUGGGUUGGGCGCUUGGUUUGACAGACUUCCUCUUGCCACGACCGGAGGACAACGUUGGUCAGGACAAUGGAAAUGGUGAACCAGGAAGACAGAACAGAGCACCCAUGGCUGCGCUUCCAGCAGCUAAUGACCUUAACAGAAAUCUCAUCGGUGCUGGAAAUGUCAACACGGGUGAGGAAUAUGAGGAUGAUGAAGAGCAAUCUGAUUCAGACAGGUACAACUUUGUGCUCCGGAUAAUCCUCCUGCUACUUGUUGCAUGGGUUACUCUUCUUCUCUUCAAUUCAGCAUUGAUAGUUGUACCAGUUUCUCUUGGGCGUGCUCUAUUCACUGCCAUCCCAAUUCUCCCAAUAACGCAUGGCAUCAAAUGCAAUGACCUGUAUGCCUUCGUCAUUGGCAUGUAUGCUUUAUGGACCACCAUAUCUGGUGCCAGGUACGCCAUCGAGCAUGUCAAGUCAAAGAGGACUUCGGUCUUACUUAACCAAAUCUGGAAAUGGUGUGGGAUUGUCUGCAAGAGCUCGGUGCUGUUAGCCAUAUGGGUUUUUGUAAUUCCGGUUCUAAUCGGACUUCUAUUUGAGCUUUUGGUGAUUGUUCCAAUGAGAGUCCCAGUUGAUGAAAGCCCUGUCUUCCUCCUUUAUCAAGACUGGGCUCUUGGCCUCAUCUUUUUGAAGAUCUGGACUAGAUUGGUAAUGCUGGAUCAUAUACUUCCGAUAACGGAUGAUACCUGGAGAGCUAAGUUUGUGAGAGUAAGAGAAGAUGGCUUCUCAAGGCUUCAAUGGCUAUGGGUACUUAAAGAGAUUGUAUCCCCUAUCGUGAUGAAACUGCUGACAGCAUUAUGUGUGCCUUAUGUCCUGGCAAGGGGAGUCUUCCCCAUACUCGGAUAUCCACUGGUUGUGAACUCGGCGGUCUACAGAUAUGCUUGGAUAGGUUGUCUCUCUGUGAGUCUCUUUUGCUUCUGUGCAAAGAGAUGCCAUGUCUGGUUCAGAAACCUUCACAACUCCAUCCGUGAUGAUCGUUACCUCAUUGGUCGGAGGCUCCAUAACUUUGGGGAAGCUGUUUUGGCUCACCAAAACCAAAGCAGUGAGGAUGAAGGGGAUGGUGGUGUCUUGGUAGGACGUGGGGAAGAUGCUGAUACUGGUCUUAGGCUCAGACGUGCAAUCCAACAAGAAGCUUAGAAAGAUUAGUGUUUUGUAUCAAAACAGUUUGAUGUUUAACAUUUGUGUGCUUAGUCCGUAGAGGACUGGCUUCAAAUUUUUCAUUUUAUUAGUCUAUAUGUAAAUUAUAUAUAUAUUAAUAAUAUAUCCGUUGAUCCU
This is a messenger RNA of Raphanus sativus (radish), 3488 nucleotides long. RefSeq names its product probable E3 ubiquitin ligase SUD1. Bases 165 to 3350 code for a protein of 1061 amino acids. Gene Ontology annotation, molecular function: zinc ion binding. The record is from RefSeq and is a predicted model, not a curated record. Lineage: Eukaryota; Viridiplantae; Streptophyta; Magnoliopsida; Brassicales; Brassicaceae. Gene Ontology annotation, cellular component: endoplasmic reticulum membrane. The transcript is spliced from 9 exons.